GCCGUGAACAUCAAUGAAUGUCAAUAAAGAUUUGAAUUACGCGUUUACUCUGAGUCGCAAAUGGCUGUGGUUGUUUGGCAUAUGGCCCGAUCCCGAUAUCCCUUUGAGUGAGUUUCGUCGACCAAGCAUAAGAUUCAUUAUUGUUACGUGUACUGUGUUCCUAUACGUAUCCGCGCCUCAAAUGAUGAAUGUGAUCCGCGCUUGGGGUGACGUGUCUCGGAUGGUGGAAAAUUUUGCCUCCGCGAAUUUCAGUUUCUUGGCAGCAUGCAAAUUGGUCGUUACCUGGUAUCACGGCGAAACACUGCGGCCGCUGGUGGCAUCGAUCAUGUCCGAUUGGAUGACUUCGACGAACAAUUGGGAACGAAAUACCAUGUUGAAGAUUGCGAGACGUGGCAGAAGCUUAUCCUUCAGAUGUUGCAUGGCCGCAGUAGGCACGAUUAUAUUUUACCUUUCUUUCCAUUUGAUAAGAUUCUUUAAAACUAUACACCAACCUCGACGGCAUCUCGUUUAUCGGCUCGAAAAUAUCCAAAGAAGUCCGAUUUACGAAAUCCUCUAUUUUAUUCAACUAUCCGGCGGCACAUAUUCAGUUCUCGCUAACUACUCCGUCGACAGCUUUGUCUCGAUACUCGUGCUACAUGUGUGCGCGCAACUGAUAAAUCUGCGGACGACACUUGACAAUCUGGUUAACGAAUUAGCCAGUAAAUCUAUAUCUUCGUCGAGAUUUAGAGAAGGUUUAAUCGCGAUCGUUGUACGACACGAGCAUCUCAUCAGGAACGCUAAGACAAUCGACGGCUGCUACAGCUCAGUGUUAUUUGUGCACGUGUUUGCCGCUACUUUUCAGAUGUGUUUUAUAACUUUUCAGGUUUUCACGAUAAUAACAGAUACCUUGAAAGUACCUGUUGUCAGAGUAAUUUUUCUUUCGUUUUACAUCGCCCUUGUGCUGACGAAUAUGUAUAUAUAUUGCUACUCAGCUGAAAGACUUAUGACGGAG
This is a messenger RNA of Temnothorax curvispinosus, 991 nucleotides long. RefSeq lists its product as uncharacterized. Gene Ontology annotation, molecular function: olfactory receptor activity; odorant binding. The annotation marks the transcript as partial. The transcript is spliced from 5 exons. The record is from RefSeq and is a predicted model, not a curated record. Lineage: Eukaryota; Metazoa; Arthropoda; Insecta; Hymenoptera; Formicidae. Gene Ontology annotation, cellular component: plasma membrane. Gene Ontology annotation, biological process: sensory perception of smell; detection of chemical stimulus involved in sensory perception of smell.